This is a messenger RNA of Colletotrichum karsti, 978 nucleotides long. RefSeq lists its product as uncharacterized. The record is from RefSeq and is a predicted model, not a curated record. Bases 1 to 978 code for a protein of 325 amino acids. NCBI's taxonomy places the organism in Eukaryota, Fungi, Ascomycota, Sordariomycetes, Glomerellales, Glomerellaceae. Gene Ontology annotation, biological process: regulation of Ras protein signal transduction; regulation of proteolysis. Gene Ontology annotation, molecular function: peptidase inhibitor activity; phospholipid binding. The transcript has 2 exons.
AUGUUGUCCAAGGCUAUUGCCGUCCUGGCGGCGGCGACGUUGACGUCGGCCGCUACGCCCCAGGGAUUCAUGCCCGCCUCGAAUACUCCCCUAAUCGUUUCCUACCAAGGCAUUUCGGCGCUGGACGGCGUGAACCUUCCCAGGGACUCUAGCCAGAAUGUGCCCACGAUCGCGACCGAGCAGAAGCUGAACGGCCAGUACGCCGUCAUCAUGGUCGACAUUGACGUCCCGACCAACCAGCCCCCGAAGACCGGCACGCUCCUCCACUGGAUGCAGACCGGCUUCACGUCCGCCGACACCCCGACGAUCCUCAACACGACCGCCGGCACCAAGAACGUCUUCCUCAUGCAGAACAAGAUGAACGCGGCCGCCCUCGCGCCCUACUUCGGCCCCAACCCGCCCGCGAGGGAGCCCCUGAGCCACCGCUACACUUUCAUCGCCGUCGACCACACCAUGAUCUCGCAGCAGGGCCUCAUGGCCCUCUCCGGCGCCGCCCAGAGCCGCCGCGACUUCAACCCCAUGAACGCCCUCAUGGCCGCCGGUCUGCAGGACAAGGUCGUCGCGGGCAACUUCUUCCGCGUCACCAACGCCGGCCCCGUCGGCGCGGGCACCGGUAUGGGUCCCGGCGCGGGCGGCUCUCGCGGAAACGGCACCGGCUCUGGUACCAUGCCCGGCAUGUCGCCCAUGCCCGCGCCCGGCGGCGGCGGUGGCAUGAGACCUCCCCCCGCCAUGCCUCCCCCGGGCACCCCGACCACCCCCGGCGCGAACCCCGGCAUGGCUCCCGGUAUGCCCAACAUGCCCGGCAUGAGCAUGCCCCCGGGCAUGACGAUGCCGAUGCCCGGUAUGGCCUCUAGCCCGCCCGUCGGCGGCGCUCAGCCGACCAACCCCAUGAAGGCUGCCGGUCGUGUGGUCGUUCCCGGUUUCGGCGUCUUGACGGCCGGCCUGUGCGCCGUUGGCACGAUGUUCCUGUGGUUGUAA